AAUAAAGUUGCUGAUUCAUUGCCUUAUGCUGAAACCCUGUGUUUUUUCCCUCCUCUUCCUUCCUCUUUAUAAGGAGACACUCUGACGGAGAGCACAUUUUGGGGACCCACUUGACGUGUUGUGGUCUUGGUUGCCUGAUCCUUCUUCCAUCUGCAGAUCGUGGUCCCUGUAACAGCAGGGGGAUCAGCCUCCCUCUUUCCUCUGGAGGAUCGCCCUUCUAGAGACUCUGAGGAACAAUGGAAGUCUUGGGGUUUCUCAAACUGGAAGUGAAUGGCCCCAUGGUGACAGUGGCCCUCUCAGUGGUCCUCUUGGCCCUCCUGAAAUGGUACUCCACAUCCGCGUUUUCAAGACUGGAGAAGCUGGGCAUCAGACAUCCCAAGCCUUCUCCUUUUAUUGGAAACUUGACAUUUUUCUGCCAGGGUUUCUGGGAAAGCCAAAUGGAGCUCAGAAAGCUAUAUGGACCUCUGUGUGGGUACUAUCUUGGUCGCCGGAUGUUUAUUGUUAUCUCUGAGCCAGACAUGAUCGAGCAGGUGUUGGUUGAGAACUUCCACAACUUUACCAACAGAAUGGUGUCAGGUUUGGAGUCCAAACCGGUAAUGGACAGCGUCCUGUUUUUACGUGACAGAAGAUGGGAAGAGGUCAGAAGUGUCCUGACUUCGGCUUUCAGUCCUGAAAAGCUGAAUGAGAUGACGCCCCUAAUCAGCCAAGCCUGCGAUCUGCUCCUGGCUCACUUAAAACACUAUGCGGAAUCUGGGGACGCUUUCGACAUCCAGAGGUGCUACAGCUGCUACACCACAGACGUGGUUGCCAGUGUCGCCUUUGGCACCCAGGUGGACUCCCGAAGGGCCCCCGAGGACCCCUUUGUGACGCACUGCAGGCGUUUCUUUGCAUUCUCCAUCCCCAGGCCUGUCCUGGUCCUAAUCUUAUCAUUUCCAUCCAUAAUGGUCCCACUGGCCCGGAUUUUGCCCAAUAAGAACCGAGAUGAACUGAAUGGCUUUUUUAAAAAACUCAUUAGGAAUGUGAUUGCCUUGCGGGACCAGCAAGCGGCAGAAGAGAGGCGGAGAGAUUUCCUCCAACUGAUCCUGGAUGCCCGACAUUCCGCCACCUCUGUGGGGGUGGACAGCUUUGAUAUGGUCAGACAAAUCUUCUCCUCCACCGACUGCGCCGCGGGUCCCUCCCAGCCACACCAGCCCGGCCGCCUGUCCAAGCCACUGACUGUGGACGAGGUUGUGGGCCAGGCCUUCAUCUUCCUCAUCGCUGGCUACGAGAUCAUCACCAACACGCUCUCUUUUGCCACCUACCUCCUGGCCACCAACCCUGACUGCCAAGAGAAGCUUCUGACAGAGGUGGACGGCUUUAAUGAGAAAUACACGGCCCCUGACUACAGCAGCCUCCAGGAAGGCCUGCCCUACCUGGACAUGGUGAUCGCAGAGACCUUGAGGAUUUACCCACCGGCUUUCAGGUUCACGCGGGAGGCGGCGCAGGACUGCGAGGUGCAGGGGCAACACAUCCCCGCGGGCACCGUGGUGGAGGUGGCCGUGGGCGCCCUGCACCACGACCCUGAGUACUGGCCACAACCCGAGACCUUCAACCCGGAGAGGUACCACUGCAGCUAGAAUCCAAAUCUGCCCUAGGUCCAAAGAAUGGCGUCUACAUCAAGAUUGUCUCCCGCUGACAGUGUUAUGAGGACACUCCCAGAUUCAAAGAAAACCUUCAUGUGGAAAUUCAGAUUUUGAGCGAAAACAUCACUGAAGCAAUUGAAAGGGUCCCUGACAUGCAAGUAUAAAAGAGGUCUUUAUAUAACAUUUCCUAAAGGCUUAAUAAAUGUUUGUUGCACUUAGUUUUGACUUUGCUGAUGAUGUAUGAACCACUGAUCCAUCU
Molecule: messenger RNA, 1881 nt
Organism: Odobenus rosmarus divergens (Pacific walrus)
Lineage: Eukaryota; Metazoa; Chordata; Mammalia; Carnivora; Odobenidae
Gene: TBXAS1
Product: thromboxane A synthase 1 (platelet)
Exons: 12
Coding region: 237-1616 (459 amino acids)
Molecular function (GO): thromboxane-A synthase activity; iron ion binding; oxidoreductase activity, acting on paired donors, with incorporation or reduction of molecular oxygen
Source: RefSeq, a predicted model, not a curated record